This is a messenger RNA of Limulus polyphemus (Atlantic horseshoe crab), 681 nucleotides long. RefSeq names its product polycystin-2-like. The annotation marks the transcript as partial. The record is from RefSeq and is a predicted model, not a curated record. Lineage: Eukaryota; Metazoa; Arthropoda; Merostomata; Xiphosura; Limulidae. The transcript is spliced from 3 exons.
UCUACUAGACAGUAGAGGAGGAAAUAAACACAGAAAACACUAUGCGCAAUCAUCAGUUAAAAUUGAAGGAUAAAAAGGCCCCCGGUAUGUCAACAACGCUAGCUGAUAUGAUUGUAACAGACGUGUACAUUGCGUGGACUACCACGAGCCAAUCGAGUCAUUUUCCAUAUGAUACGAAAGAUUGUGUUGUGGUAUCCAUGGCAUUUUAACUCUGUUGUUCGAAACGUUGCUACCAGACGUGGUCAGACUAGAAAUAGCUGUACCCUGUAAUUGUUACAUUUAACCAAAUAAAAACAAUAAGACGUUCCUUAAGCUUCUUUCACAUAAUGAACAACUUAGGUAAAAUAAUAUCGAGGAAAUUUCCUCCUAAACAACCCAUGAGCAGCAAAAAUGCAUGGGAUAUAGGAGAUGAAGAUUUUGAGGCUUUGGGGUCAGGAGACCCCUGCUACGAUGAGCUGAACGAAGCUGAUGUGAUUCCUGAGAAAGAAAGAGGGGGAUGUUGGUAUGACUUGACGCGGACUAUCGGAGGCUGUUGGAGCACACGCCAGAUGAAAAAAGAAAAUUCUGACAGGGAGUGGUACAUCAGAACAACAUUAAGGGAGUUGUUUAUUUACAGCAUAUUUGUCGCCAUUCUUGUCAUCUGUAAGUUUUUUAUAUUUUCUAAAUAUCUAUGCUAUUAUA